Manis pentadactyla (Chinese pangolin) is the source of this 3362-nucleotide messenger RNA. It is a transcript of the gene KIZ, whose product is annotated as kizuna centrosomal protein. Lineage: Eukaryota; Metazoa; Chordata; Mammalia; Pholidota; Manidae. The transcript is spliced from 14 exons. The record is from RefSeq and is a predicted model, not a curated record. Bases 124 to 2427 code for a protein of 767 amino acids. Gene Ontology annotation, biological process: spindle organization. Gene Ontology annotation, cellular component: centrosome.
GCGGCGGUCGGGUGCAGAGUUUACGCGCGGUGCCUUGUGGGCCGUCGCCUAGGCCAACCCAGGAGCCCGCUUCCCUGAGGCUGUACCGAGCGGGCGCCAGGAGGCGGCAGUGGCGGCGGCGGCAUGCACCGAACCUCAGCGCCGUCCGCGCCCCUGGCAAGCCCCGAUUACUACGAGAGGCUGGGCCGGCUCCAGCACGGCCUGCGGGACAGGUACUGCCUCUCGGGGCGGGAGCGGGGAGUCGUCUCGCGCCGAAGGUCAACUGGUGCCGGAUCCCGUGUUUCUUUCCACUCCGCCCGCCGUGAAAAGAAGAGAUUGGACCUGGAAAAGAAACUUUAUGAAUAUAACCAAUCUGAUGCAUGCAGAGUUAAGCUGAAGUAUGUAAAACUAAAGAGAUACCUGAAGGAGAUAUAUGAGUCAGAAAAGAAGGCUCUUAUUCGAAACCAAGAAUAUUUAAAGCGGUUUGAGCAUGUCCAAACUCAUGUUGGAUACUUUACCACAAAUACAGAGAAGCUUCAAGAACUGAAGAUUGAAUAUGAGACUCAAAUUAAGAAGAUGCAACUACUCUCAAAAGACAGCCAGGGAAUAAAACGUGAACAGAAAGAUGAAGACAGAAAAAAGGUUGCAGUGCAGGCAGGAAUUAACUUGGGGCCAGAGAUGUCAAGAGGACUAUAUCAACCAGCCACAAUCUUUAUGGGCCGCCAAAUGUCAGCCAUCUCAAGCACUGGAGAUUCCAGUACAGAGCAGAAAUCUCCCCAGCCCACAAAGAACUUUUCAAUUCCCAACUCACAUGCACACCGACAGACAGCCCAGGCCAGUAAUAUGACAGACAGCUAUGUAAUACAAACUAAUAGUGACACACAGUGCUUACAUACGUCUGACAAAAUAGAUGGAAAGUUAUCUCUUCAGAUUGGCGAGAAGACGCCAGUCUCAGCUAGCACAUGGUCUGAGCGGGGACAAACUCAUUGCCUGGAGAUAGGAGGCAACACACGUCCCGACAAGAGGAGUUUAUCUGAAGGCAAAAAGUCUGCUGAACUCCAUUCCCCAUUACAGGAAAUAUUAAGUCCAGAGAACAGAACCACUGAUUUAAAAUGUGACAGUUCCAGAAGAUCAGAAGGAUCAGUGGAAGAAAUACUGACACAGGAACAUAUUGAAGUCAAGGAAGAAAGAGCUAGACCACCAGUCUCUCUCAUAUCAGUGUCAGAAUGUUGUGCAUCUGAAAGUAAGUGUUCUCGAGAGAAGAAUUCUGCUUCGGAAUGUUUCUCAGAUCAUCUUCCUUACUGGGACCCAAAGUUACAGAAACCCUUCAGAAAAAUUCACGGGGAGCAGGAAGAGGAAAGUUUGAGCAGCAGCAGUGACCUCACAGUUUCUGUAAGUGAAGAUGAUCUGAUUUUAAGGAGUCCGGAACCACAGCCAAAUCCGAGUGACAAGAUGGAGGGAGAAGAUGGAAUAGAGGCCUUAAAAUUAAUCCACUCUGAGCAAGAAGGCGCUACCCUACUCACUGAAAAACAUAAUUGUAUUUUGCAAACCCUAAGCUCUCCUGAUACAAAAAAGGAAUCCUCCACUAACUCACCAAGAAGAAAGCUCUAUAAUAGCAGUGACAUUCUGAAAGAAGACCUUGAAGCUUGUGGAGCAGCUGACCUCUACCAGCUUCCAAGAGUCUUACCUGGGGGUGGCAGCUAUGGAAAACAAGUCAGAUCUGAAGAAUCAUCAGCCUCAGAGUUACUCAGUGCACAAGUGGGUCAGUAUGUUGCCUCCUUGAAAGAAUAUGAUAAUCCUAUCAAAGAAGAGGUAGCUAAGCUGUCUGAAGUUUUCCCAGUUGAAAACGUGGACCAGAGGACAAGAGCAACAGCAUUAUUGAAAAAAGCCCUUACAGAAGAGUGUGACUAUAGGUCAGCUAUUCACAGUAAUGAAUCAUCUUGCAGCUUGCCAUCUAUUCUGAAUGACAAUAGUGGAAUAAAGGAAGCAAAACCCGCUCUAUGGCUCCACAGUGUUCUUACAAGGGAACAAGAAGUUUCAAGUGGCUGCGAAGAGGCGAGCCAGGAAGAAAGCACAGCAGCGAAGAUUCCAAUCACAGAAACAAAAGCCUACCAGUUGCUGAAGCAGUCUACCCUUCAGGAUAAUACAAAUCAAACUGAAGACACAUUCCAAAAGGCAGGUGCUUCUGUAUCACAGCUGCCAGGUUUGAACACUGGCAGCAGUACGUUCAAGACAAAGACAACUAACAAAACUGCUUCAGAAGCUAGUUUUUCAUCUAGCAAUGGAAGUCCUUUAUCAAGGCAUGAAGACAAAAUGAAAUUAGCUACCAAUUUAAAGCCUACAGCCUCCUGGGGUGAGUCUGAUGACAGUAACUCAGAAAUUGAAGCUGCUUUACGUCCUAGAAACCACAGCACAUCUACCAAUGAUUUUGAUGAUUUUUAUGACUAAUAAGUUGUAACACCUGUGAGAAAUAAAGUCUUUAAAUGAACUGAAACCCUGUAUUCAUAUGUGAUACCCAAAAUAAAUAUGUCCCUUUAAAUUUUCUAAUUGUUUAAUGGGAAAACUUGGGGCCACAAUAUUGCUAUUCAAGUGAAAUUUCAAAACAAAAUACCAUCUAACAUAUUCAUUUUCUAAGUGUAAUCAAAAAGCAAAGUGAUGAAUGCAAUGAUAACCUAAAUUCAAGUUGGUCUCUUUGUAGAAAGUGGCAAACUGAUCCUAAAAUUCAUGUGAAAUUUCAAGGAACCUUGAAUAGCUACAGCAAUCUUGAAAAAGUUGGAGCACUCGCCCUCCCUAAUUUUGAAACCUACUAAAAAGCUGCAGUAAUUAACACAGUGUGAUACUGGCAUAGACAUAACUGGCAAUGAAAUACUGAUUUAUAUAUAAUCUGAAAUUGAUAAUCCAGAAAUAAACCCUCACGCUUACGGCAGUUAAUUUUCAACAAGGAUGUCAAGACCAUUCAGUGGAGAAAGAAUGGUCUUUUCCACAAGAAGCUGGGACAACUGGAUCACCUCAUGCAACAGAAUGAAUAUCCCUACUUCACACUUAAACAAAAAUUAAAACAAAAUGGAUCAAGGACUAAUAGUAAGAGCAAAACUUUAAAACGCUUAGGGGAAAACAGGUGUAAAUCUCUGUGGCCUGCAUUAGGCAGUGGCUUCUUAGAUAUGACACCAAAAGCUAGAAACAGAUUGGACUUUGCCAAAAUUAAAACUUUUUACUACAAAGGGCACCAUUAAAGAAAUGAAAAAAUAGGAGGAAAUAUUUGCAAUCCUAUAUCUAAAAAGGGACUUGUAUCCAGAAGACAUAAAGAGCUCUUACAAUUCAAUAAUAAAAAGACAACCCAAUUUUAAAAUGAGCAAAGGACCUGCACAGAUAUUACUCCAAAG